AUGGUUGUAUCGAUGUUGAAAUUACCUGCGAUUGUUCCAUCUACAAGUAAAAGCGAUAUAUCUUUAAGUGUUAAAGUUGACACAAAUGCCUAUGAACAAUGGCGUUCAAAUAUUCAUCGAGAAUUAGAAGAAGAUCUUCAACGACAAGUAGAACAACUUCUUGAAGAAAGUGAGCGACAAGAACGUUUAUCUAAAUUACAAAGACAAUAUCGUCGUACUGGUCAAUGUCCUCCUUUACAACAAGCAGAUACUGUCGAUAAAUGGAGUGAAAUUGAUCGUCGUAAUGCACGUGUGCUUCAUCCACUUAAUUCUAAAAAUUCCUUCACAGCACAAAAACGUCUUUCAACCUAUUAUCAAUUUGAAAAAAAUUCAAAUAAAUCAUUUUAUUUCAAUUCUUAUCAUAGUUAUCGUUCUCGGCGACGAUCAUCACAGCCUACAGAUGAUCAGAAUUGUAUGAGUCCAACAAUGUAUUUAAAUAAAUAUAUGAAUAAAGCAUCAUCUGUACCUCCAAUUAAUAAUAAUCUAUCGUUUGUAUUUGGUAAUAGUAUUAUUAAAUCUAAUAAAGCUGAAGUUUUAAAUAUAUUCGAACAAAAAUUUACAAAGGGUGAUAAGUCAAAUAUAUAUGUUGAUAAAAAUGGUGUUAUUAUUACUGAAGAUGGACCGUUCUGGCCUGACAAUUAUCGUAUUCUUCAUCCUACGCCAAAAUUACUUAGUCGUGAAUUAUUACAAGAUGAGUUCAAUUUAUCAUCAUCAACGUCAAACAUAAUUAAUCAACAAACAUAUGAUAAUCAGCCAGCUAUUUAUAAAUAUACAGAAACAAUUAAACAUCCUAUUAUUAUCUAUGAUAUGGAUAAAACAGCAAGAAAUCAACAAAUAAAACCACCUGAUAAUGAACAUAUGUGUCCUCAAUUAAUAUUUGAAUCACGAUUUGAAGGUGGAAAUUUACGACAAGUAAAACGUGUAGGUCAAUUUGAAUAUGAACUUGUUCUUCGACCAGAUCUUAAUACACGAAGACAUACACAAUGGUAUCAUUUUCGUGUACAAAAUAUGAUUGCAAACAUAACUUAUCGCUUUCGUAUUAUUAAUUUAAUGAAAAAAAGUAGUUUAUAUAAUGAUGGUAUGCAAAUACUUUUAUUCUCUGGUGUUGAUGCAAAAAAAGAAUCUCGAGGAUGGAAUCGUGUUGGUCAUCAUAUUAAUUAUUCAGAAUAUAAACCUCGUUCAUACAAUCCAUUACUUGAACGAGAUAUUAAUUACUAUGAACUUGAUUUUCAAUUUGAAUUUACACAUUCUGGUGAUACAUGUUAUAUAGCUCAUUGUUAUCCAUAUACAUAUACGGAUUUAAAAGAUGAUUUAGAAUAUCUAUCAAAAAUAAGACCAAGUGAAAUAUUUCGUCGUGAUAUUUUAUGUGAAUCUCAAGCAGGAAAUUCAUGUUUUAUAAUUACUGUAACAGAUGAAGCUGUACCAAUAAAUAAAAAGAAGUUUGUUUUUAUAAGUGCACGAAUACAUCCAGGUGAAACAAAUUCAAGUUUUAUGAUGCGUGGUUUACUUGAAUAUAUAACAUCAAAUGAUAAAAUUGCUCAAAAAUUACGAACGCAAUUAGUAUUUAAAAUUAUACCAAUGCUUAAUCCAGAUGGUGUUAUUAUUGGAAAUUAUCGAUGUUCGUUAACAGGAAAAGAUAAAAAUCGUAAUUUUCGUCAUCCACGUAAACAAACAUUUCCAAUUAUUUAUCAUAUGAAAGAACUUGUACAAAAAUUACAAAAAGAACAAAGAGAAAUUCUAGCAUUUUGUGAUCUUCAUGGUCAUAGUCGAAAAUUAAAUGUAUUUGCUUAUGGUUGUGAUGGAUGUGAUGGAGCAGAACCGGAUAUGAAAAAUUUUUUAGAUGCUCGAGUUUUACCAUUUAUUAUGUCGAAAACUGCACCAGAUAUGUUUUCAUUCGAUUUUUGUAAAUUUCAUAUACAUCGAUGUAAAGAAUCAACUGGUCGUGUUGUUAUGUGGAAAGAAAUGUUAAUAAAAAAUAGUUUCACAUUAGAAGCAUCGUUUGCUGGAUCAAAUAUUGUAGAAAAUGCACGUCAUUUUAAUAUACAAGCAUAUGAAAAAUUUGGACAAUCUAUUUGUCAAUCAUUAAGACAUUAUUUAGAUAUUCUAUCUGAUUCCUCACAAUUAGAUUCAAUAUUUAUGGAUAUAACAAAAAGCAUUGUUAGUAAAUUGAGUAAAGAUAAGCUUCCAUUGGAAUUAUCAUCGGAUUCUAAUUCAGAAAAACAAGCAGAUGAAUCACAAAUAUCGAUUAAUUCUGUUUCAAAUUGUUUAGACAUUUUAGCAAAAUGUCAUAAAACUAUCAGUGAACAAAAUGCUUCAAGUUCUAGUGAUUCAGAUAGUGAUCCUGAAGGUGGAGAAUUACCAGAUAUAAUAGCACAUAAAGAUGAACAAAUACCAAAGAAAAAACUUAAAAAACGUCGAUCAGAUAAAGCUAUUGAAGAACGUGUUGAAAAAUUAAAUCGUAAACGUCAGAUGGAUAAAGCAAAUCGAACAUUACCAGAAAGAGGAACAUUAUUUACAAGUAAAUAUGCAAAUCGAAAUGGAAAUGGAUUACCGAUUUUUACAACUGAACGAGCGUAUGAACGCAAACAUCAGACUGAUGAACAUGAUACUGAUUUUGAACAAGAAUUAUUUUUUACAAAAGCUCAUACCUCAAGAAUCGAUGAUGAUCUUUUACGUGAUAAAGAUAGAAAAGUCAAGCGAACAACUUCUCUUGUUUCAUUACCUGAAAAAGAAGCUCCUAAACUAUCAACUGAUCAAACAAUAAGAAGUGCAUUAUUACCACCAUCACGAUUAUUACGAAAGAAAUCACCUCAAAAACAAUCAGAACAAGUUCAUCAUCGUUCUCGACAAUCGAAUGAAACUGAAACUCAACAAAUAAAUAGUAUCUUAUCACCAAUUAAUGAUGACGAUAUGACAUCAUUUGAUACAUCAGUUGAAUUAAAUUCCAAUCGUUCAAUAUCCAAACAUGAAUCAUCAAGUUCAUCAACAAAAAUGCCAUCACUUAAUAAUAAUACUACUCGGAAAACAUUUGCACAAAGAAUAAAUAAAUCUCUUUUACAACAACCACUCAAUUCAAAAGGAUCUAAAUUCAAACAGCGAUCUCUAGAUAUACUUCAAGAAAAUAAGAUUUAUUUCGAUCCAACUGAACCUAUUAAUCAACGUCUUAAAAAACAAUUUAAUUUAUCAAUAGAUAAAAAAUAA
This is a messenger RNA of Adineta steineri, 3240 nucleotides long. The record is from the annotation of a GenBank genome assembly. NCBI's taxonomy places the organism in Eukaryota, Metazoa, Rotifera, Eurotatoria, Adinetida, Adinetidae.